Messenger RNA from Aspergillus costaricaensis CBS 115574, 2038 nucleotides. RefSeq lists its product as uncharacterized. Lineage: Eukaryota; Fungi; Ascomycota; Eurotiomycetes; Eurotiales; Aspergillaceae. The coding region runs from base 1 to 1707 and encodes 568 amino acids. The record is from RefSeq and is a predicted model, not a curated record. The transcript has 5 exons.
AUGUCGAACAUGUCCCUCUCAGACUCGGACCUAUCGUCGCUUUCGUCGGCGCCUCCGUCCGAUGAAGAAACGGGCUCCAUGGCCAUUGAUGAGCCCGUCGGCAUCACGAAAUACUUCAAGAAGGAGUCCGAAUCUCCGCCGCCGAAGCGGGAGCCCUCACCACCCCACGAAUAUGUGUUGGCGGAUAAUCCAGAUAUUGCAUUCAUUGUAAUGUUCCGUGCGCGUUUUAACGAUGCGUUCCCGCGAUCUACACCACACUUUGGACCACAGGACGUUGAAAGAGGCGUCGCGGAAUCUCCUCCAGGCGAUCAUAUUGAGAGAUUGUUAUGUGCAUUUCUUGGAUUGGUAUUGAACCGGAAGAAGGAUGUCGAUCGGAAUCACUACCAGCGUCCCUUGGAAGAGGCGAUCCAAACUCAUGCUUCUCAGUGGCCUAAGGCUUGGCAAGGCAAGAACCCUUUGCACGGGGGUCGCACAUUCGCAACCAUGUCGCCAGAAGAACGCUUGGUGUUACUGAAAUCCUUGAUCCUCUGGUCCCUUGCCUCGUCCGAUGCCAUUCAAGCCAAAAUCAAAGAGUCCUACAAACAGGCACGCCACGAAGACGACCUGAACCAACCACUCUCCGUCCAACCGUGGGGCCGCGACGGCCUCAAGCGCAGAUACUGGCUCAUUGAAGGAUUGGAUGAUACACAUUUCAGACUGUACCGCGAGGGCAACCCAGCCCUCAAGAAUGUUACCUGGUGGAGUAUCGCGGGAAAUAUCCCUGAGUUGAAGGCAGUUGCGGAUAGACUUGACGGCGAGAAAAGCAUCCACUCCAAGAAACUCAGUGAGCGGAUAAGGAACUCUAUACCCCGCUUUGAGGGCUCAGAGGAGAAACGCAAGCGUCGAGACUACCGGAUUGCGCGAAAGGCGGCAUUCGCUCGGCCAGAGCCUGGCUUCUCCUUAUAUGAAGGCCGUACACGCGGAAAGAAACUGAAAUACACCUACUCCGAUGACGAGGACAUCUUCUCUGAUGGCCUUCCUUCUACACGGCGCUCAACGCGCAACACCUCCGGAAUUUCCACACCCCCAGAACCAGCCGGCCCCAGAUUCACAGCCAGUGGUAGGCAAAUACGGUCUCGCGCGGGCGGCCUUUAUGGCGAGACGUUAUUGAGUGGACAACGCGAGGAUGGCGAUGCUGGCGACGAGGGUAGACCCACAAGGGGUCGGACGACGCGAGCAAAUGGAUAUACAGAGUACGACGAUGAAGAAAUGGAUGAAGGUUCGGAAGGAGGACAAUCCAGCGGAAAUGAGUGGCAAGGGAACGAAGGCGAGGAAGAAGAGGACAACGAAUUCGAGGGCGACGACGAAGAGGAGCUGAGUGGUGAUGAAGCAGUGAUGAACGGAGAACCACCAAGCCUUGUGGUACAACUCAGGUACAAUAAGGACAAGGUCCCAAGUAGCCCCAAUGGCCCAACAGAGGAACCCUUACAGCAAGAUCCGAAGAGCAUGGAGGAUGUGGCUAAACCGGUCACGGCGACCGGUGCGGAAGAUGCACUGCAAGGACAACCACCACCCGCAGUGAACGGGCAGAGCUCCCAACCAGACGUUGUCGCAAAGACUCUACCGGAUGCUGCGCCCGCAGCCCAAGAUGUCACCACAACUGACACUUCUGCCAAAGUCGAUGUAUCGCAGCCGACUGCGACUGAGACGAAGACCCAAACAGCUUAGAAAGAAUGAAAUUAGGCAAGACUCAUAUACUACAACAAACUCAGUACCAAUGGUCGAUUCCCCUGGUCUCGAUAGAGUUAUCCACCGAAAUACGAUAUUUCUUGUCAGACUUGAGAUAUAACUCGCUCACAUCUUUCUUCAAGGCGUUUUCUGUUCGUGGGUGGUAUUUGUCGGGUCAAGCUUUGCGGCAAAAAAUUGUGCUGUUAUUAGAAAUGCGACGUGUGUGAUAUGGAAUUCUACCGUGACUGCUAUAUAGCAGGAUGAAUAUGGGCGUGAAUCUUGAAUCGAUCGGUAUCGGUUUUAGAGAGAUGAGGGAUUAUUUGACCCCAAG